Molecule: messenger RNA, 1562 nt
Organism: Drosophila persimilis
Lineage: Eukaryota; Metazoa; Arthropoda; Insecta; Diptera; Drosophilidae
Product: protein-glutamate O-methyltransferase
Exons: 4
Coding region: 42-1484 (480 amino acids)
Biological process (GO): DNA damage response
Cellular component (GO): nucleus; cytoplasm
Molecular function (GO): phosphatase activity
Source: RefSeq, a predicted model, not a curated record
GUCGCACAAAAAUUCUCUGUAAAGUAACUUGUAGUGUCAUUAUGGAGUCUCCGUCGCUUGUACGGUAUGGUGGGCAGACGGAGGACGAGCCGAAGACAAAGUCCCAUUCGGAACGAACAGAUGAUGGCAGUAAUAUCGUCCCCAGAAUCUUCAAAACAGAAUUCGAUGCCAAAUAUAAGAUAUACGACAUGCGAACGCCGCUGAAUGCCUUCAUGUGUGGGCAGUAUAAGCGCAGCGGUGCAUACAAUACUCUAAGGAAUCGGCUUCCCGUGGUUUUGACGAAUGUGAUAGACACGUUGACAAAGGAUAAGAGCGAAUUGGUUGCGGAAUUCGGGGAGGCCGCCCGCGGGGAACUAAAAGUCAUCAUUGGCCUGAUCUCCAGACUGAAGUACGAGCUUCAAACUGAUAAGCCGUUUCAGGGAUUCGACGGCCAAGAACCCGAUCGCGCACUAUGGAAUAAGUUUCUCAAUCUGCUGCCCGAUGAGGAGCGCACCUUCUUCAGAUCCUGUUGUCUCUAUUCCGAGUGCUAUAUGCACAGAAAACUCUACUCCUUUGUGGAGAACAGCAUCUUCCUAAAGCCGUACGAUUACCAUGUGAAGGUCAAAGAGAAUUCGCUGACGAGCUUCAUAGAUGAUGUACUCUCCCUCACCAAGUACACGCGGCGCACAGACAACAGCCUGGAAAUAUUUGGAGAGCUUCUGAGGAUUAGCUUGUGGAGCAACUACAACGACACGGCCAGAGAUCCAGAGGCACCGCCACUUCCGGCAUUCAAUAUAAACGUGCUGGAAGAUGUCAGCGCCGCAGAUGAAUUCAUUCUCGCCAACCAAGUCGCGGACAUAUGGCAAUGCUUGGACAACCGAAAGCAAAAGAAGCCAUGCCAAGUCGAUUUUGUUCUGGAUAACGCCGGCUAUGAGUUGUUCACCGAUAUCAUCUUGGCCGAGUUUAUGAUUGAGAAGGGACUGGCCACCAAGGUGCUCUUCCAUGUGAAGGCACAUCCUUGGUUCGUAACUGACGUGACGGCGCGAGAUUUCAAAUGGACGCUGGAAUACUUGAGUCAGCAUGCAGAUUACAUCAUAAGCCUAAUUGGCAAAAAGUUUUUGCAGUUCCUGGCCGAGGGAAAGUUUCAAUUAGCUCCAAUCUCACAUUUCUGGACUUGUCCAUAUCCAUAUUACAGAAUGCGCGACACUGAUCCUGAUCUGUACAGCUCCCUGCAGCAGUCCAAGCUAAUCGUUUUCAAAGGCGACCUUAACUAUCGAAAGCUCCUGCAAGACGUUUGCUGGGACUCAACCCAGGAUUUAAACACAUGCCUGCGUGGCUUCCUGCCUAGCAAUAUAUGCGCUGUUCGCAGGGUCAAGGCAGAGGUCAUCUGCGGGCUUCCCGAGGGCGUUAGUGAGACUCUGAGCAAAAAGGAUCCCCACUGGAUGAUCUCCGGCAAUUAUGGCGUCAUCCAGUUCGUAGAUGGAUCUCGAGAAUUUGGCUAUUAGAGCGGAAAAUAUACCAAAGGCUUUACAGUUUAAAUUAUUUAAAAAAAUUAUUCACAAAUAUACAUAUAUCUCUUUGAA